Bicyclus anynana (squinting bush brown) is the source of this 1494-nucleotide messenger RNA. RefSeq lists its product as uncharacterized. Lineage: Eukaryota; Metazoa; Arthropoda; Insecta; Lepidoptera; Nymphalidae. The record is from RefSeq and is a predicted model, not a curated record. The coding region runs from base 201 to 992 and encodes 263 amino acids. The transcript has 2 exons.
GUGUCCCCAGUAAGCAAACUGUCAGCGGCCGACUGAGUGAGCCGCAAAUUUGCAGCGAACUGAAAUUUGAGUUAGCUGCAGACUCAAAUCAAUUUUCGUGCGUCGCAAGCAAACUUGAGAGAGUUAGCCGCUUAUUUAGCCGACCGACUUAAUUAUCACUUUACUUUUGUUGUACGAAGGGAGUGGUUGUGUUGGUCACGAUGGAUAUUUUUGAAGUAAUUGGUAUCUUAGAAGCGCUGAAAGAGGAUAAAAGGAAGCACUGGGUUCACCCAUUAUACAAGAAAAGGUUGAGCAUUGGACAAUUUCACACUCUUUAUCCAGAACUAAGGAAACAUCCAGAAAAAUUUUACGACUAUUUCAAUAUGACUUCUCAUACAUUUGAUGAAUUGCUUAAAUCUAUAACCCAGUACAUAGCUAAAAAUAAUAUCACAAGAGAUACAUUAUGUCCCGAAGAACGGCUUACUAUAACUUUGAGAUUCUUGUCAAGUGGACUAAGUUACAGAAAAAUUGCACAAGAGUUUCUUGUUGGAAAAUCGACGGUAUCGAAAAUAAUAAGUGAAACUGCAUGCAUUAUAUGGGAUAUUUUACAGCCACAGGAAAUGCCGGAACCUUCUGAAGAAUUGUGGCUAGAAAUAGCAAAACGAUAUUAUAAAAAAACCAACUAUCCUAAUUGUAUAGGAUCUAUCGAUGGCAAGCAUAUCCGUAUUAGAAAACCACCAAAAAGUGGGUCUAACUAUUUUAAUUAUAAGAAGUUCUUCUCAAUUGUUCUGUUAGCCGUAGCAGAUGCAAACUGUUCUUUUAUAGCUAUUGAUGUAGGUGCUUGCGGACGAAAUGCUGACAGUAAUAUAUUUAAAGAAAGUGGUUUUGGCAAAAAAUUGGCGUGUGGGUCUCUGAAGAUUCCUAACUCAACUAAAUUGCCUAAUUCAAAUGGAUUGCCCCAACCUUUCGUGUUUGUGGAGAUGAGGCAUUUGGAUUACAAAAGCAUAUCUUGAGGCCUUUUCCUAAUAAAAGUUUAAAUAAGGAAGAGCGAAUUUACAAUUAUCGUCAUAGUCGAGCUAGGAGAUGCGUGGAAUGUGCAUUCGGCAUCCUAACAAGCAAAUGGAGAGUUCUGCAUACACCGAUCGCUACUAAUGUGAAUACAACCAUCGCUAUCGUAAAAGCCGUUUGUAUUUUACAUAAUUUUGUCAUAGCAAGAGAACAAGCACAAUAUGCACAUAUUUCGCGACGUACCUCAACAACUCUUACAAGUUCAAGGAGCCAAAUUAUUACUGUAUCAAAUUCUGGAAAAACAACAAGAGAAAACUUUAAAAACUAUUUUCUUAACGAAGGAAAGCUAUCCUGGCAAGAGAAAUAUUUGUAAGUUGUAGCUACAGGAAGAAAUAGUGUAACGGAGUGUGUAAAGCCGUAAAUACUAUGUAAAUUAUGAUACUUUGUUUUAUGUAGUGAGUGAUACAAGUAUAUUGUUGAAUAAAUAAUAAAUUCAUUAGAAUGGAA